GUGGGGCGCAGCUGGCGCGCGGUAGAUAGGCGGGCGGGUGGCUGACCAGUUCUGGCUAGGACACGUGACGGGGGAGUCGGGGCUGUGGACGGCGGCUGUGGGGGGCGCGCGGCGAGACCAUGGAACUAAAGUGGCUGCUGUGUGCGACAUUGCUGAUACUUGGAUUAGUUGAUGUCCAGACACAUGAUGAGGAAGAUGACCAUGGUGAUGAUGUAAUCGAUAUUGAGGAUGACUUGGAAGAUGGUGUUGAGGACGUAGAAGAGACAAAGCCUGAAGCCAGCAGCCCUCCUCCAUCCCCAAAGGUUACCUAUAAGCCCCCAGUACCAACAGGAGAGGUUUAUUUUGUGGAAAACUUUGAUAAGGGAACCCUGGAAGGAUGGGUUCUUUCCAAGGCCAAGAAGGAUGACACAGAUGAUGAAAUUGCAAAAUAUGAUGGUAAAUGGGAAGUAGAGGAAAUGAAGGACACUAAACUUCCAGGGGACAAAGGACUUGUACUGGUUUCCCGGGCUAAGCAUCAUGCGAUCUCUGCCAAACUGACAAAACCCUUCGUAUUUAAUACCAAACCCCUCAUUGUACAGUAUGAAGUGAAUUUCCAAAAUGGGAUUGAGUGUGGCGGUGCCUAUGUGAAGCUGCUUUCUAAAACCACCGAGCUGAACCUGGAUCAGUUUCAUGACAAAACUGCCUACACAAUCAUGUUUGGUCCUGAUAAAUGUGGAGAAGAUUAUAAAUUACACUUCAUCUUUCGGCACAAGAACCCCAAAACGGGGAAAUACGAAGAGAAGCAUGCAAAGCGUCCAGAUGCAGAUCUGAAGACCUACUUUACUGAUAAGAAGACCCACCUCUAUUCUCUGGUCUUGAAUCCUGAUAAUAGUUUUGAAAUCCUGGUUGAUCAGACUGUGGUGAAUAGUGGGAAUCUCCUAAAUGAUGUGACUCCUGCUGUGAAUCCACCCCGAGAGAUUGAGGACCCAGAUGACCAGAAACCAGAGGACUGGGAUGAGAGACCCAAGAUCCCAGACCCAGAUGCUGUUAAACCAGAAGAUUGGGAUGAGGAUGCUCCUGCGAAGAUUUCAGAUGAUGAUGCUGUGAAGCCAGAAGGUUGGCUGGAUGAUGAGCCAGAAUAUGUAGCUGAUCCUGAUGCAGAGAAACCAGAGGACUGGGAUGAGGAUAUGGAUGGAGAAUGGGAGGCACCGCAGAUUGCCAAUCCCAAAUGUGAGUCAGCCCCUGGCUGUGGUACGUGGCAACGACCUAUGAUUGACAAUCCCAACUACAAAGGCAAAUGGAAGCCUCCUAUGAUUGAUAACCCCAACUACCAGGGAAUCUGGAAGCCCAGGAAGAUCCCAAACCCAGAUUUCUUUGAAGAUCUAGAACCUUUCAAAAUGACUCCCUUCACUGCUGUGGGCCUUGAACUAUGGUCAAUGACCUCUGACAUCUUCUUUGACAACUUUAUCAUCUGUACAGACCGAGCUGUGGCAGAAGAUUGGGCCAAUGAUGGUUGGGGUCUAAAAAAGGCAGCUGAUGGUGCUGCUGAGCCUGGUGUUGUGGGCCAGAUGAUGGCAGCUGCUGAAGAGCGUCCCUGGCUGUGGGUGGUGUACAUCCUAACUGUGGCUCUUCCUGUGUUCCUUGUUGUCCUCUUCUGCUGUUCUGGAAAGAAACAGCCAAGUGCUGCAGAGUACAAAAAGACUGAUGCUCCUCAGCCUGAUGUGAAUGAGGAGAAAGAGGAGGGAAAAGACAAGGCAGAGGAAGAGGAGGAAGAGGAGGAGGAAGCGGAAUCAAAUGAGGACAAGCAGGAAGAGAAGCAAAAGAGUGAUGCUGAUGUUGGAAGUGCUAGUCAGGAGGAGGAGGAGGAGGAGGAGGAGGAAGAAGAAGAAGAUGGAAAACCCAGAUCAGAGGAGGAAGAAAGCAUGAAUAGAUUGAAAAAAUCAUAAGAACUUCAACUAUGAUUCUGUUUUCCCCCAACAUGGUUCUGGGAGAGGACCUUGGAUACCUUUAUGUUGAAACUCAGACAAACCUCAAGACUUCACCAUCCGCAGGUUCCAGUCACACUAUCCAAUGUAACUGAGUGUCUAGCAGUAAAAUAUUUGCAAUCAUCUCUUUAAAAAGAACGCCAUUCCUGUAGAAAGAUGCAUUUAAUGUAAUGGGCUGUGGAUUUUGGAAUGUAACAAAACUAACCUUUUAUUUUUGUUUUUAAAUAGAUUGGUAGAACUUUGCCAGUCUCUCAACCUUAGCUUAAUUUAAUGUAUUAAUUGAUCAAUGAAAAAUAACAGAUCUAGAAAAAUGCUAGUUGAUGAAAUGCAGUUUUUAUAACUUUUUUUUAUAAACAUGGAAAUUACUGGCAAUGCCUGUAUAUCCCUUAAAUUUGGUGGUCAGUGGCUACAUUGACACUUUUUUUUUUUUUUUUUAAUAAAAACCCUCUCAAAUAAGGAAAUUAGGGAUGGGAAGGAAGUUAAAGUCCCAGAAACUAUCUAAGAUGUGUUGAUAUUCCCAAGAAGGCCUCUCAUUUACUUGUUGAGGGAGAAGCAUAGGUAAGCAAUGAAAUAAGCAUGUUGCCCAUGGCUGUUGCCCACUAAGUGUUCACAAUUGGCUUAAGGCAGUGGGGGUAGGUUUAACUACGGUACUUAGUCUUGCAAGACUCAAAGAGGCCGGAUGUCUGAUUUCUUUAGUUCCUGAGCUCUUCACAGUAGGCAGUGGUUGUUUGGGGGGUUUUUUUUUUUUGUUUUUUUUUUUAAAUACUUUUCCCUUCCUCCGGCCCUAGCUUUCUCUGCUACUAUGCAGCUUCUUCAGAGUGUAGGUUGGCCUCCAUUGCUGAAAACUACUUUAUGCUUGGCUCACUAUCAAACUUUUAUAGGUGUGUUGGGUUUUUUUGUUUGUGUGUUUUGUGGGGCAAAAGGGUGUGUUUUUGUUUUUUAAGCUACACCUACUUCUUUCCAGGGUCCAAACACUGGAUACGACAGUGUCCCUAAUCUCCUUAUUGUUGCCCUAUAUGUAAACUCCUGCAUAGAGACAGGGAGGUGAGAAAAGAAUAGACAAGUAGACCUAAAGACUCAUAUCAGAAGCAAAGAUGUCAGUAUUUGUAGAUGGGCAAGAAGCACAUGGAAUAACCUACUUGGUAUGUGUAACCAUUUGAGUCUUUCAUCUGCUUUUCAUGUAACAGUUGCAUUCUAAAUUAUAUUGUGAAUAUAGGGGGUUCCAAAUCCAGUUAAAUAAAAUUUUUUUUAAAAAAAGUCACGUCUAGUAUAUUAUACUGUUGUUCUAAAAGUUUUUUUUUUUUUGUUUUUGUUUGUUUGUGGAAUGCAAGUGACCACCACCAGAGCAUACCUCUAGGAUGGUAAACUCUGAUGCUUUCAUUAGUGUACCAAAAUGUAUUAAAGAGGGAAGGUUAAUGUCUACAUAGACUAGCUUUUUGCCCUUUGUUCAAAAUAACUUUAAAUGUCCUAAAUUGCUCUCCUUGCACUGAACAGAAACACUCCAUGUUCCAUUUGUAUUUUUAUUUAGGGUAGGAUAGAAAGUGAAGAACAAUUCUAGAAAAAAA
This is a messenger RNA of Chelonoidis abingdonii (Abingdon island giant tortoise), 3529 nucleotides long. RefSeq names its product calnexin (gene CANX). Lineage: Eukaryota; Metazoa; Chordata; Testudines; Testudinidae. The record is from RefSeq and is a predicted model, not a curated record. Gene Ontology annotation, molecular function: calcium ion binding. Gene Ontology annotation, cellular component: endoplasmic reticulum; endoplasmic reticulum membrane. Gene Ontology annotation, biological process: ERAD pathway; protein folding.